CGGGUCGAAAUGGAUUUCACUGGAUACAUAUGGACGUAAUAGCAGACUUUGGGUUUUAGGCUCGCGGUCGGAGCAUGAUUCAUAGACAGAUCACACUGUCUCAGAACCUGUACCAGAGCCGGUUUCUGGGCCUGGCGGCUAUGGCCUCACCGUCACGAGCCUCCCAGAACCGGCGGCGGUGCAAGGAUGUGGCGCACUUCGGCUUUAUUCACCCCAAUCCUGCUCUUGGUCUGCCACGGUCCACAAGUGAUACAGAUUUGGUGUCUUUGCAAAGCCGCUCCACCCUGACAGUCAGCACCUCCCUCUAUUGCAUCGGCCAAUCAGAGGACAUUACCAUCUGCUGGGACAUCACAGAGGAAGUGGAUGCUGGCGAUUGGAUUGGCAUGUACAUUAUCGAUGAGGUUCUGUCAGAAAACUUUCUGGAUUAUAAAAGCCGUGGCGUGAGUGGCUCCCACAAAGGGCAGAUUGUGUGGAGAAUCGAUACCAGCUUGUACUUUAUGGAGGCUGAGACGAAGAUUUGUUUCAAAUAUUACCAUGGAUUGAGUGGAGCCCUCCGUGCCACCACCCCCAGUGUGACGGUGCGAAACCCCUCUGCAUCUGCAUUGAAGCCUGUCAUCAGUCAGGAUGUUCCUCAGACUUUGGGCAGCAGGAGGUUGAUCAGCUUCUCUCUGUCAGACAUUCAGGCAGUGGGGCUAAAGAAAGGGAUGUUUUUUAAUCCUGAUCCGUACCUGAAAAUCUCCAUCCAGCCCGGAAAGCACAGCAUCUUCCCCGCUCUGCCCCACCACGGUCAGGAGAAACGAUCGGGCAUCAUCAGCAAUACAGUAAACCCCAUCUGGAAAAGAGAGCGUUUUAACUUUGUGUCCUUGCCGACGGAUGUAUUGGAAAUUGAGGUGAAAGAUAAAUUCGCCAAGAGCAGACCCAUCAUUAAACGUUUCCUGGGGAAGCUGGUGGUGCCCGUCCAGAGGCUUCUGGAGAAAAAUGCUAUUGGGGAUCAUGUGGUGAGUUACACUUUAGGCCGACAGCUUCCAACAGAUCAUGUCAGUGGCCAGCUGCAGUUUCGCUUUGAGAUAACCUCAUCUAUGCAUCCAGAUGAUGAGGAGGUGUCGCUCAAUGCAAUGCCACUCUACGAUUUGGUACCCGACCAGCAGGCAGAUCAUGAGCCAGAUGAUGACCUCCCACAUGACGAUCUACCUGUGGAGGAUACAUUGACUUUGGUUCCAGAGAUCUCCUCUGAAUGUGCGGAAGAGGUCGAGACCCCGGAUCCUUCGCUACCCACCUCCCCAGCUGAACCAAGUAAUGACUCGCAACUAGAAGAAGAAGGUCAAGAGAACACUGUAGCAGAUGAUCAUGCAACAGAGUGUGGAGAUGGGAUGGAAGGAGAGGCAGUACUGAACGAUGUCGCUCAAGUACAAACUGAAGAACAGGAGUCUGAAAGAACAGAUCAAGAGCUUGUGGAGAUGCAGGAGCAAACUUUGACCGAGACGUUACUGGAGGUCCCAGAGAAUCCGGGUAUUGAAGAUACAGGUGGAGGUGACACGGGACCCCAUGGUGAUUUGGAUGUAGAGCUUGUGGAUGCUGAAGAAUGCACAAAUCCUGAGCAAGAGGACACAAGGACAGACGAAGGCGGGAACGAGGAGGAACCCUGCUCGUCACGGAUAAGGAGCGCCUUGUAUCGCAAAAGUCGUCCUUGCUCGCUUCCCGUGUCCGAGUUGGAGACAGUCAUUGCCUCUGCGUGUGGUGACCCUGAAACUCCAAGGUCUCACUACAUCCGCAUUCAUAAUCUGCUGCACAGCUUGCCUUCCGCCCAAUGUCUCCACGACAGUCCAGAUGAAGAUGACGUACCUGAAUCUUCUGAGGAGCUUACCGUCAAACCAGAGGAAGACAAGGAGAAUGGAGUGGUAGCUGAGGAUGAGGUGUCUGAAGCUCAAUCUCCAUCUAUCGUACCCGAAUGCCUUGGACCGUGUUGCAGACGUAACCUGCCGCGUAGCCUCUCAAUCGAGCGUUUGUCUGAACUCAACCAGCUUAUAGAGGGCGAAAGGCCUUCACCAUCCCCUCUGCGAUUGGACAGUGAGGAUGGGGAGGUUGGGGGUGGGAGCCGAAGGGGUCCCCGAGAAAGCGAAUGUGAACUGUGUGAUAAUUCGUGCUACAGUACGUCCUGUUAUAGCACGUCUUGUUACAGUACGUCUUGUUACAGUAACUCAGGUAAUGAGGGGCGUAACCAUCUCUGCAGUCAUACACGCCUCUCUUCAGUGGACAGCACCCGUCUGUCGGAGAGCACCGUUUUCUCCUCGCAGGAGGAGGAGGAUGAAGAGAACAGCGCCUUUGAGUCGAUCUCAGACUCGAUGCAGAGCCCAGAUAUGAGGGAGUUGGGAGAAGGGUCAUCUCAGUGGAGGGGGUCGUCAUCUGAGGAAAGUCCAAUGAGGGAGGGGCAGGGGGAGGAGUCACCUGUAGCUGGGCCCAGCGUUAGGCCAUCAGUCAAUGGGGGGGGUCAUUGUCAUUUGCAAUGCAAUCAUCAUGCUAUCACUCAGUUUCCUGCUUUGCGACCUGACCCCUACCAUUACCCAAGUGUUGACGAACCAUUACCAUCAAACUGGGAAGCCAGGAUAGACAGUCACGGCCGUGUUUUCUAUGUUGACCAUGUUAACCGCACCACCAUGUGGCAGAGGCCGAGCCAUGCUGCCAAGAGCAGAGGUAUUCAGAGAUCUAGCUCUUCACACCAGAUGGAGCAGCUCAACAGGAGGUAUCAGAACAUUCAGAGAACCAUGGCCACAGAUGAUGAACCGGCUGGUCGUGUGUCCGACAGAAACAACACUGCAGACACAGACGGUGAAUCCACGGCACAGCCUUCAGAUCAGAGAAGAGACAGUUCUUCAUCUCUGGUCAACAUACAGAACGUCACCCUGCUUCUUCAGUGUCCAGCUGUGAAGUUUAUCACUCACCCAGAAUUCUUCACUGUCCUCCAUGCUAACUAUGGGGCAUACAGAAUGUUUACGAGCAGCACCUGCCUGAAGCACAUGAUCCUGAAAAUACGCAGAGACGCACGCAACUUUGAGCGAUAUCAACACAACCGCGACCUUGUCACUUUCCUCAACAAAUUCGCUGACACUCAUCUGGAGCUCCCCAGAGGUUGGGAGAUCAAAACAGACCCGCAGGGCAAGUCGUUCUUCGUGGACCACAACAGUCGUGCGACGACUUUUAUCGACCCCAGAAUUCCCCUUCAGAACGGCCGACUGCCCAACCACCUCACGCACAGACAACAUUUACAGAGACUGCGCAGCUAUAGUGCUGGAGAGGCUUCAGAGGUGUCCCGCAGCAGAGGAGCAUCGCUGGUCAGCCGGCCCGGAAAUGGUCUUGUAGCUGCCAUCAGGAGUCAAAACCAGCCUGAUUCAGUGCCUCUAGGUUACAAUGACAAGAUUGUGGCCUUCCUUCGUCAACCAAACAUAUUAGACAUGCUGCAGGAACGGCAACCCAGUCUAGCCAGGAAUCAUACGCUCAGGGAGAAAAUCCAUUACAUUAGGACCGAGGGCCCACAAGGUGUUGAAAAGCUGUCUUGUGAUGCAGACGUGGUUAUGCUGUUAAGUCUAUUUGAGGAAGACAUCAUGUCCUUUAUUCCCUCUCACUCCUUCCACCCGGGUAUCAGCUUCUCUCCACGCUGCUCCCCUGGCUCCUCACCACAAAGCUCACCUGGAUUGCAAAGGGCCAGAGCGCCCGCUCCGUACCGCAGAGACUUUGAGGCGAAACUUCGCAAUUUUUACAGGAAGUUGGAGGCAAAAGGCUAUGGCCAGGGGCCAGGAAAAAUUAAGCUGAUUGUCAGAAGGGAUCAUUUAUUGGAAGGUACGUUUAAUCAAGUGAUGGCUUAUUCUCGCAAGGAGCUCCAGAGGAACAAGCUCUACAUCACUUUUGUGGGAGAGGAGGGUUUAGACUACAGCGGCCCAUCGCGGGAAUUCUUCUUCCUGUUGUCUCAGGAGCUUUUUAAUCCAUACUACGGUCUGUUUGAAUACUCGGCCAACGACACGUAUACCGUGCAGAUCAGUCCCAUGUCUGCAUUUGUGGAGAACCAUUUAGAAUGGUUCCGAUUCAGUGGGCGAAUAUUGGGUCUGGCCUUGAUCCACCAGUAUCUGUUAGAUGCUUUCUUCACCCGGCCGUUCUACAAGGCCCUGCUUAGAUUAGUGACAGAUCUGAGUGAUUUGGAAUACCUGGACGAGGAGUUUCACCAGAGCUUACAGUGGAUGAAAGACAAUGAUAUCACGGAUAUCCUGGACCUGACCUUCACAGUGAAUGAGGAGGUCUUUGGACAGGUGACAGAAAGGGAACUGAAGUCGGGUGGCACUAAUAUCCAGGUUACGGAGAAGAACAAGAAGGAGUACAUUGAGCGCAUGGCCAGAUGGAGAGUGGAGAGAGGGGUAGUGCAGCAGGCCGAAGCCCUUGUGAGAGGUUUCUAUGAGGUUGUAGACUCUCGCCUGGUUUCAGUGUUUGAUGCUCGUGAGCUGGAGCUGGUCAUCGCAGGGACGGCCGAAAUCGAUUUGAAUGACUGGAGGUCCAACACAGAAUAUAGAGGAGGUUACCAUGACGGGCACAUAGUGAUGCGAUGGUUCUGGGCUGCUGUGGAGCGCUUCAAUAAUGAACAGAGGCUUCGUCUGCUGCAGUUUGUGACUGGCACAUCCAGUGUUCCCUACGAGGGUUUCGCAGCACUGCGCGGUAGCAACGGCCUGAGGCGCUUCUGCAUUGAAAAGUGGGGAAAGAUCACCUCUCUGCCAAGGGCGCACACAUGCUUCAACCGCCUAGACCUUCCUCCUUACCCAUCAUACACCAUGCUGUACGAGAAACUCCUAACCGCCGUGGAGGAGACCAGUACCUUUGGUCUGGAGUGAAGGAAUGCAGGACAUCUACAGUAUAUAACUUCAUUUUUUAAAUGCGAUUACAUUUUCAAAAACUAAAUCCACAAGAGACUUUUUAGAGAUUUGUACAGAAAUUGUAUCUGCGCAAUUCUGUGAUUUAAUGAUUUAACUUUUUGUUCAAAAAGACUUGAAAUAGCAUGUUUCUGCACUAAAAUUAUGUUAAACAUAUAAGAUGCAUAUUGAACCAUUCAGUCAUCGGGGGAAUAUGAUGGAAUAUGAAUUGUGAUGUAUGCAAUCUAACUCCAGCCUAUUGUAUUGAACUAAAUGAAUUCAUAUUUGUCUUCAACAUCCCUCUAUUGGAGCACUUUUCCACCAUCGCACCGGAUCGUUCUCAUUGCUUAAUGGUUCCACUCCGUGCCGAUCCAUGCCAGCCAGUACGUAAGUGGUUUCAUUUUCCACAUCAGGGCUGAUAACAGACAUUUUAAGAAUGUAAACACUAACAUGUCACACGCUGCCUUGGUAGCACAAGAGACUGAGCUAUAACGCCUCUGUGUGCAUUCAUUAGCACGAUUCAGAGCCGAGAACAGUUUGUAAUCGUGCCGUGUUGAAACCAGGCUCACGUGGAAACAUAACUGUAACCGUUUCAGACUGUGCUUAGAAAGGAUGGUGGAAAAGCGCUCUUGGUUUGGCAUCUCUUCAGGCUGUUGCUACGCACAUCUGCUGUACAGUAACAUCUUAUUCAGAUGUACACUUGUGUCCCAACCCAAGACUAUACAUUAUGUACUCGCCCAUAGUGGAUAUAUUGUACAUUGGAAGCUAUUACAGUUUCCGUUGAAGGAAAUGACAAUUUUGAGUUGCCGCACAUUGAGCCCACUGAAAGUGUCUAUCAUUCAACACUCAAACAAGUUUUUCACAGUACAGUACUCAUAGUGUCUCAUUGAUUUUUGUUUUGUGUGAACACGGUACCUGCACUUUAUACACUGCUCACUUGGUUUAUGUUCGGAAUGGAAUACUAGCAUACUGCUGUAUCCUGCUCAGUAUAUUUUUAAUAGUAUUUGAUACAGUACACAAUAUGCAGCGACAAACGUUUGAACAGUAGUAUGCUACGGUAUCCUAGUUGUUAAACUCAUUAGGUAGCAUGUUUAACUGAGAUAUCCAAUGUGCAUCCAAUCACAGAGUGAAUUUAACGAUAUUUGAAAAUAGUAUACUUUUAAACAUAAAGAUGUUCAUAUAACCAAACAAAAUGUAACAAUACACGUCAAUAUAUUUACUCAUUUGGCAGAUGCUUUUAUCAAAAGCCACUUACAAAUAGGAGAGCAUAUAAACAUUUUGUCAACAUGCUUAACAGUACCGUUCGUUUACAAGCCAUGCUACAAGGAGGAUUAAAGCUGGAGUAAGCAAGGGAGAGAAUUAAUUUUUUGGAGACACAAGACAGAAUGUUAUUGGUUAGUCAAAUAAUGCGGAACAGGUAUGUUUUGAAGGAUGCUGCAGUUCGGGUGGAGGCUGGCAGUUCAUUCCACCACAGGGAGAACGAAUAUAUCAUUCUAUGCAUUGAAAAUGUGCAUUCUAUGCAGAGUAUACACACUGUUUACUGAAGAAAUAGAACAGGUAGUAUGCUAGUAUGCUAUUUUGAACAUUGUGACUCUACUUUGAGGAUUGCGCUCUAAAAACGGCUGGGUUAUUUUCAACAUAACGUUGGGUCAAAAAGGGAUAGACCCAACCCAUUGGGUUGUAAAUGAACCUAGGCUGGGUUUUGUUAACCCAGUUGUGUCGAUAUAAACAUUUUCUGGGUUCAUUUAACUAAUCGGCUGGGUUUGUCCCUUUUUGGCCCAAUUAUUUAGAGGACGAUGCACUCAAACCUGAUUUUUCAUAGAUGUAGCAGAUGUCACGUACCUCACUUUCUCUGAUGCACUAAUAUGGUGAGUGCUUCAGUUUAAGAUUAGGUAGUACACAUGGACACACUUGACAAAGGUUAUGAAUUCGACUUCACACUAAAACAAAAUUAGCAACACAAAGCUCAUCUGUACUGCCCAAUGCGACUGGUCAAGAUAGAAAUAACUCAUGAUUUUUUUUUACCAAUAAUUUAGUUUCUUUCUAAGGUAUUUUCUAACAUUCUUAAUGCUUCUUAAUUCCAGUCUACAUUAAUGGACGUUGCCACAAUUUUCUUUUUGUAAAUAAGGAGUCCACAUUCAUGAAUGGGAUCUCCAGCGGGUUAAAAUGAUCGCAGUUAUUGCAUGAUUUAUUUUUCCUCAGUUGCAACAGUUAUGCAUACAUAAUAACCACUGACAACAACAACCAAAAUGUAAGACGACAUCCCGUUGUUAAUUUACUUGUUGUGAAAUAUAUUAUGUGGUAUUUUAAUGUAUCUGUGAAUGCUAUUUUCUUUGAUGUCACAUUCCAUUGGAUAAACACAGCUCAACCACUCUGAUACUGUAAUUCCAGACAUAGAAAGUGAGAUAGUCUAUGGGUGGUCCAAGCUACCGUGAGGCGUUUUGCCAUUUUAACAGGUCCUUAAUACAGUAGCGAACAACCAUUUUAAUGCAUGCAGGCUCUGACGGUGUGUAUCAUUGUAGUUUUGCAUUGAUAUUGUCCUAAACAAUAUAACUGACCUGUGAGGGGGUGAAAUUGAAUUAAAAUGUGUUUAAAUAUGUGAUCUUCUUGGCUUUGAAUUUUGUUUGGAAUAUUGUACACUACUUGUAAUUAAUGGAUUAAAAUGCACAUAAUUGUUUUAAUGAUUAUUUACAGAAAUGGUAAAAUGACUGAAAAUCUGACCACUUGCUGUUGUAUUCUGUUCAGUUAUGUGUUCUGAUUAUGUAUUUAUAUAAUUUUAAUUUGCAUUUUUGUAUUUUCUAUAAUUUUUUGUACACGGCUAUGAGUUUGAAAUACUGUAAGUAAUGAGACUCCAUCUGAAAACCCUUUACUUGCAAUGAAAUGAAAUUGUUAUUGAAAAUAUGUAAAUAGAAUCAAAUAACUGUAGGUCAGGGUAAUAUUUCUGACCUGUUCUACAUGAGUAGACUUGGCU
Triplophysa dalaica is the source of this 7860-nucleotide messenger RNA. RefSeq names its product E3 ubiquitin-protein ligase HECW1. The transcript has 29 exons. Gene Ontology annotation, molecular function: ubiquitin-protein transferase activity; protein binding. The record is from RefSeq and is a predicted model, not a curated record. The coding region runs from base 75 to 4871 and encodes 1598 amino acids. Gene Ontology annotation, biological process: regulation of dendrite morphogenesis. NCBI's taxonomy places the organism in Eukaryota, Metazoa, Chordata, Actinopteri, Cypriniformes, Nemacheilidae.